Molecule: messenger RNA, 1021 nt
Organism: Hibiscus syriacus
Lineage: Eukaryota; Viridiplantae; Streptophyta; Magnoliopsida; Malvales; Malvaceae
Product: gamma-interferon-responsive lysosomal thiol protein-like
Exons: 7
Coding region: 1-909 (302 amino acids)
Molecular function (GO): oxidoreductase activity, acting on a sulfur group of donors, disulfide as acceptor
Source: RefSeq, a predicted model, not a curated record
AUGGUUAAUGGGAGGAAAAAGAAGAAGAAAGAAGAGUCAAACGCUACUGGGUUUUGUCUUUCUUCAUCGUCUACCCUGGGAUUUACUGCUUCAGGCACAACAUCUUCCAGCUUGCCUGUUGAUGUUCAACUACAAGAGUUAAACAAUAGAUUUAAUGAGAAGUCGAUAGAGUUAUUAACUCUUGGUUGUGAUUUGGAGCCAAGAGAUGGUGACAAAUUUUUCAAGGUUGAAGAUGUUUACAAUCUUGUGAAUAAAUUUUAUCCGGAGGAUUUCAGUGAAGUUGAAAAGAAUGAUUUACGAACGAUAUUGCGUCAUUAUGAGGUGGAGUUAUCUUGGAAUUUAGGUCUAAGAAAAUUGUUGACAAUCUCUGACCUAAGUCAGUGGUUGGUGGAUACUAAGAAAGUGAACACUUAUCCAUAUAUAUUCCAAACGCAUGGAGAAGAUGAAUGCUACUUAAAUGCUAUAGAUAGUUGUGUCAUCCACUUGUGGCAUGAUGUGAAAACGCACUUCGAUUUCGUUCGCUGCACGGAGGAACAAAGGUUAAAUGUAUCUGUUAACAGCAAAGAAGCAAAGUGGAGAAAUUGCAGUGAUCAGCUGGGAUUGAGAGCAGAUAUGAUAAACAAGUGCUACUCUACUGGACUUGGAAUCAAGGUUGGUUCUUCUGCUACGAUACGUAACGAGACUGUGAAUCUCAAUCCACCUCAUGAAUAUGUUCCAUGGGUGGUGGUGAAUAAUCAUGCACUCAAAGAUGACUUUGAGAAUUUUGUGGAAUAUGUCUGUGAUGCUUAUCAAGGAGAUCCUAAACCAGAGGCUUGCAAAACACAAUCAUCGGAGUCGGCUCGACCCCCCGAUGAGAUCACAAAAAAUAUCCGUCCAGGCUGCUAUGCUAGUGAAUUUUCACGAACUUGAAAUAGAUCUUAAAAGAGGCCUUAGCUUCUGCUUUGUCCAAUGCAGCUACUUCACCAUUCACCAUCCACAAACUGUAAUAAAACCAGCUGCUAGUUAUCAUUAUAUGAGACUU